Molecule: messenger RNA, 543 nt
Organism: Emys orbicularis (European pond turtle)
Lineage: Eukaryota; Metazoa; Chordata; Testudines; Emydidae
Product: bone marrow proteoglycan-like
Exons: 5
Coding region: 1-543 (180 amino acids)
Source: RefSeq, a predicted model, not a curated record
AUGAAGCUGUUCCUGGUCCUGGCACUUGCCCUGCUGGGGGCCGUCUCUACUCACCAGCUCCAUGAGGGCGCCCCGGAGCAGGAGGUACCAGCCGAGCAGGGCGAGGAGGAGCCCGGGGAGCCGGAGCCACCGUGCCCCACAGAGAGCGAGAGCUUCAGGGUGAUAGUGCCUGGCCAGGGGGGCCACACCUGUCGCUAUGUGUUUGUGAACAAUUGCCAGACAUUUUGGAGAGCCCAGCACUUGUGUGCCCGUUGCUACCGCGGCCGCCUGGCCUCCAUCCACAACUAUGCAACCAACCAGCGCCUGAGAUGCACGGUGCGUGCCCGCACCAACCGGGCCCAGGUGUGGAUUGGGGGCAUCACCUCCCGCAGGCACCGGUGUCUGCGCUCCCACUGGGUCGACCACAGUCCCUGGAACUACAGCAACUGGGCCAGAGGGAACCCCUGCCGCACUGGGCGAACGUGUGUCGCCAUGUGCCCUGCAGGUGGUCAUUGGAGAAGCAUCAGCUGCCAGACUCGCCUGCCCUUUAUCUGCGAGUACUGA